UUGUAGUCGAGCAUCUUGUUUCUACUCUUUCUGGGUAUUGUGUGGAUGCUUACUUUUUCUGGAAAUCUGUAUCUUUUUUCAGGGUUUUGAUGGAAGCUAAAGACAUGUCAGAGAAGAGAAGCACUGCAGGAGGAGAGGUGGUGAUUCAUGUUUCCGGUGAAGAAAAUCCAAAGGGGCCAAAGGGGUCUUCUCCAAAAGAAGCAGAGGCAUUGGCCACUAAGCUAAAUGAUCAAGAUUCACCCAACAAAGCAUCAACUGAACCUGGUGCUGUUACUGCUGGUUUGGCUAAAUCAGUGCCAGCGAGUAGCCCGUCUUCGGAGACCACAAAUUUUGGUCCAAGUGUAAAUAAGCCACCCAAAAUCCCAAGUUCAGGUAAUGAGCCUCCCUUUUGUCGAAAAUGGUCAUUGGCAAAACCCAAGUCAAGAUUUGGGGAACAAUCUUAUCUUCUUGAAUCUGAUCAAAUGGAAGAGAACAUUUUAGCUAAUCAGGAACAAGUUGGUGUUAAUUCACCUUAUAGACACUCCUUCAAUAAGGCCUCCCCUAAUAACAAGUCUACGAGAAGUAUUAGGACAGAUUCUGCUGUGUCGAAAACGUUAUCAAUGGCUUCUACAGGCCCCAGUGGAGAUGAAAUUGAGGACAUAAUUAAGAAAGUUAAACUGCAUAAAGAGAAGCUUAAGGGAGUGAAACCUAAGGUUGUGAUUGAGUGUGUCGUAUUUUUGCUCCUCCUGGGGUGCUUAAUAGCUAGCUUAACUGUAGAUAAACUACAGGACACCCAUAUUUGGCAUUUGACAAUUUGGAAAUGGUGUGUACUUGUGAUGGUUAUAUUCUGUGGUAUGUUGGUUACUCGUUGGUUUAUGCAUCUUGUUGUUUUCUUGAUUGAGCUUAACUUUCUGCUACAGAAGAAAGUGCUCUAUUUCGUUCAUGGUUUGAAGAAGAGUGUCCAGGUGUUUAUUUGGCUGAGUUUAGUUCUUGUUACCUGGGUUAUUUUGUUUCUUGAUUUUAAGCGAUCAAAGGCUACCACAAAAAUUCUCGAUUAUGUAACCUGGACUCUAGUAAGCAUUCUCAUUGGAGCAUUUUUGUGGUUGUUGAAGACUUUGCUGUUAAAGAUCUUGGCUUCCAAUUUCCAUAUGAAUAAAUUCUUUGAGAGAAUACAAGAAUCAAUCUUCCAUCAUUACGUGCUUAAGACCCUUUCAGGACGUCCACUUAUGGAGAUUAAUGGGAUUCCAAAGGCGCCAGCUCAUUUGACUGUUAGCAAUGCCAAAAAGGGUAAGGCAAAAACGAAAAAGCUUAUUGACAUGGGAAAGGUCCAUAAAUUGAAGCGAGAAAAAGUUUCGUCUUGGCACAUGAAGGUGUUGAUAGAUGCUAUCACAAAUUCAGGGCUUUCCACUAUCUCCUAUACAUUAGAGGAAAGUGCUUAUGAUGAAGGUGGCGAACAGACCGAUAAAGAAAUUACUAGUGAGGAGGAGGCACACUAUGCUGCUUAUAAAAUUUUCUCAAAUGUUGUCCGAAAUGAUGGUGAUCACAAUCACAAUUACAUUGAUGAGGAUGACCUCUCAAGGUUCAUGAUUAAGGAGGAGGUGGAUCUCGUGUUUCCAUUGUUUGAAGGAUCAAGCACUAAAAAAAUUUCCAGAAAAAGUUUCACAAACUGGGUGAUCAAGGUUUACAAUGAUCAGAAAACACUAGCACAUGCUUUGAGUGACACCAAAACAGCUGUAAAGCAAUUGAAUAAACUUGUGACAGUGGUCCUGAUUAUUGUUACUGUUAUCAUAUGGCUUCUUCUGACGGAAAUUGCGACCACAAAAGUGCUUGUUCUCAUUUCAUCACAGCUUGUAGUGGCAGUUUUUAUGUUUGGAAACACCUGCAAGAAUAUAUUUGAAGCUAUCAUAUUUGUAUUUGUGAUGCAUCCAUUUGAUGUUGGUGAUCGUUGUGUGGUUGAUGGUGUUCAGUUGUUGGUUGAGGAAAUGAAUAUUUUAACCACCGUCUUCUUGAAGCUUGAUAAUGAAAAGGUGUACUACCCAAAUUCAGUUUUGGCUACAAAGCCCAUCAGCAACUAUUACAGAAGCCCUGAUAUGGGUGAUACUAUAGAGUUCUCCAUUGAUUUUAUGACCCCAGCAAUAACGAUAGGCAGGCUGAAAGAAGAAAUAAAGAAGCAUUUGGAGGCCAAUAAUACCCUGUGGCAUCCUAACCACCUUGUGGUGGUGAAAGAGAUUGAGAAUGUGAAUAAGUUAAAGAUGGCUCUCUAUUGUAAUCACACAAUGAACUUCCAGGACUUCAGAGAGAAGAACAGGCGUAAAAGUGAACUGGUCAUUGAAUUGAAGAGAAUUUUUGAGGAGCUGGGUAUAAGAUACAACUUCCUUCCCCAGCAUGUGAAUCUCAACCGAGUCAAUCAAGAUAGGCCAGACGCAACAUAUGUGACCGCCUAAUCAUUAUUGCUUUUUGCUCAAGAGUGUUUUGUAUGGUGAGAUGGCAACUGGCAGAACUUUAUGGGAGCUUUGGCUAAGAGUGAUAAUGAAGCCCUUUAGUUGUGGUAACCUAACAUGGAUGAGGGGAAAAUGGUUCCGCACAAGACGUUCCAGGUGGUAAAUAUAAUAUAUAUAUAUAUAUAUAUAUUAUUUUGUCCAGUAAGAUUCUGAGAUGUAAGCUUAUUAUUGUAUCUAUGGAAUUGAAGGGUUAAAGACCAAUGCUAUGUAGCAUUGUGGUUUGUUUCAAGUUUUCCUUAUUAAGAUAAAUGUUUUAACUCUUGCGAUAUUUCAAGUCUCUGAUCCAUUAUUCAUAUAUUUGUCGGGAAGAAUUCAUUCUCUGAAACUAGU
Durio zibethinus is the source of this 2810-nucleotide messenger RNA. RefSeq names its product mechanosensitive ion channel protein 10-like. The record is from RefSeq and is a predicted model, not a curated record. NCBI's taxonomy places the organism in Eukaryota, Viridiplantae, Streptophyta, Magnoliopsida, Malvales, Malvaceae. Gene Ontology annotation, molecular function: mechanosensitive monoatomic ion channel activity. Gene Ontology annotation, cellular component: plasma membrane. Gene Ontology annotation, biological process: monoatomic anion transport; detection of mechanical stimulus; transmembrane transport.